Gavialis gangeticus (Gharial) is the source of this 1121-nucleotide messenger RNA. It is a transcript of the gene NUP37, whose product is annotated as nucleoporin 37. The coding region runs from base 119 to 1096 and encodes 325 amino acids. Lineage: Eukaryota; Metazoa; Chordata; Crocodylia; Gavialidae. The record is from RefSeq and is a predicted model, not a curated record. Gene Ontology annotation, molecular function: protein binding. The transcript has 10 exons. Gene Ontology annotation, cellular component: nuclear pore outer ring.
GUGCCGCAGCCUUUGGCCCGGAAGUGCAAGGUGCCGGGGGCGGAAGCGCUGCUUUACGAACAGCUUCGCAGGAGACGUACAGUCAUUGCUUCUAUGCCACCUCCAUCUUACCACUGAAAUGAAGCAAGACUCUGUUAGGAGCGCUGCCUACACUGUGGACUGCGAAGAUUAUGUGCACGUGGUGGAGUUCUGUCCGUUUGAUAGCGGAGAGGCUUGUUCCCUAAUUGCAUAUGGCGGUAACAAUUAUGUCGUUGUAGGAACUUGCAGGUUUCCGGAGGAAGAUGCAGAAGUGGAAGGAAUACAAUAUAAGAUGCUAAGAACAUUUCAUCAUGGGAUCAGAGUUGAUGCCAUAGCAUGGAGUCCAGAAACCAGACUCAAUUCUUUACCUCCCCAGAUAAGGUUUUGUACUGCAGCUGCUGAUAGGAAGUUAAGGCUGUUCACUUCAGACCUCCAGGAGAAGAAUGAAUAUAAGAUUUUUGAUGGCCACUCAGAUUACAUUAAUGACUUGGUAUUUGCACCUAAAGAAGGUCAGGUGAUUGCAAGUGUGGGAGAUGAUCACACCUGCAGGGUUUGGGAUCUGGAAGGAAAUCAAAAGGCUUAUUUUGUUCUUCGUUCCCCUGGAGUGAGUGUGUGCUGGCAUCCUGAGGAGGCUUUUAAGUUGAUGGUAGCAGAGAAGAAUGGAACGAUACGAUUCUACGAUCUCACUACACAGCAAGCCAUUCUGUCUCUUGAGUCCGGACAAAUGCCGCUGAUGUCAGCAGACUGGUGUUUAAAAAACACCUUUAGAAUUGGAGCGGUAGCUGGGAAUGAUUGGCUAAUCUGGGAUAUCAGGUCCAGGUAUCCACAAGAUAAAAGACCUGUCCACGCAGAUCGAGCCAAAUUAUUCAGGUGGUCCCGAGUGAAUGAAAAUUUGUUUGCGACUACUGGCUAUCCAGGAAAGAUGUCUAGUCAACUUCUAGUUCAUCAUUCAGGACAUCCUCAGCCCAUUCUUGUUGGCUCAGCAGCUGUAGGAUCUGGUCUGACCUGGCACAGAACUCUUCCAUUAUGCGCAGUUGGAGGAGAUCAUAAGAUUUUCUUUUGGAUAACAGAAAUGUAAAUAAACAUCUAUUGUGAUUGUUAAA